AAUAAUUUUGAUUUGGGUUUCUAGUUCCCUCCUCCUUUCCCAUUCUGUCUUUCCCCUGCUCUUCCCUUAACCCUGUCCGUUUCUUUCUCAGCAGAUGAACCAUUUCAUACAAACCUAAAACCAAUUGAUACAUAACAUAGUAGAGGUUAUUAUUUUUCUCACAACAAAACACAAUGGGUGACAAUAAACGCAAAAGAGGUCGCAAACCCAAAACCCCCGAAACCCUAGAAACCACCGCCACCACCACCACCACCACCACUGCUACCACCACCGUCGCAGACAACCCUUCCACUAUUAUCGACGACGACUUCUCCGUCGGAAACGUUGAACUCAUCGACAACGGCCCCCCUUCUCAACUCGGCCGUGGCCGUCGUGGCCGACCCAAGAAGCACCCCGCUAUUCCCGAGAAGCCACCCGCAGGCCGCCGCCUUACCCGCUCUGACAGCAACGGUGCCGUCCCGGCGGUCCCGCCUCCGGUUGAAGCUGGGGGUGCUACACCAAUGGAUGCGGACCCUAUAUGGGAGAGAUUGUCGACGAGGGUGUUGCCUUCGAUGGAUUCGGUGGUGAAAGUGUUCUGUGUUCAUACAGAACCGAACUUUUCGCUUCCAUGGCAGAGGAAGAGACAGUAUAGCUCUAGUAGUACUGGGUUUGUGAUAAGUGGGAAGAGGGUUCUCACCAAUGCACAUUCUGUGGAGCAUUAUACUCAGGUUAAGCUCAAGAAACGUGGUUCUGAUACUAAGUAUUUGGCCACCGUUCUUGCCAUUGGAACUGAGUGUGACAUUGCCAUGCUUACUGUUGACGACGAUGAGUUCUGGCAAGGGAUGUCGCCUGUGGAUUUUGGGGAGUUGCCUACCCUUCAAGAUGCAGUAACUGUUGUGGGCUACCCAAUUGGUGGAGACACUAUCUCUGUGACCAGUGGUGUUGUAUCACGUAUUGAGAUUUUAUCUUAUGUCCAUGGUUCCACAGAGCUUCUAGGUUUACAGAUAGAUGCUGCUAUAAAUUCUGGAAAUUCUGGCGGACCUGCAUUUAAUGGUAAAGGAACCUGUGUGGGGAUAGCAUUUCAGUCCCUCAAACAUGAAGAUGUGGAGAAUAUAGGUUAUGUCAUUCCAACGCCAGUUAUCAUGCAUUUCAUCCAGGAUUAUGAGAAGAAUGGAGGAUAUACUGGAUUCCCUAUUCUUGGGGUUGAGUGGCAGAAAAUGGAAAAUCCUGAUCUACGAAUGGCAAUGGGCAUGAAAUCUGAUCAGAAAGGUGUGCGCAUUAGAAGAAUCGAUCCUACUUCUCCUGAAUCUAAUGUUUUGAAACCGUCAGAUGUUAUUCUUAGCUUUGAUGGGGUUGAUAUUGCCAAUGAUGGAACAGUUCCAUUUCGCCAUGGAGAGCGCAUUGGUUUCAGUUAUCUCAUAUCACAGAAAUAUACUGGCGAUGAUGCAGCAAUCAAAGUAUUGCGGAGUUCAAAUGUUCUCAAAUUCAAUAUUAAACUUGAUGGUCAUAGAAGGCUUAUUCCAGCACACAGCAAGGGCAAGCCUCCCUCAUAUUAUAUCAUUGCAGGAUUUGUUUUUUCAACGGUUUCGGUUCCUUAUCUUCGUUCUGAGUACGGGAAGGACUAUGAAUAUGAAGCUCCAGUCAAGAUUUUGGAUAAACUGCUGUAUGCAAUGCCACAAUCACCAGAUGAACAACUUGUUGUGAUUUCUCAGGUGCUGGUGGCUGAUAUUAACAUCGGAUAUGAAGAGAUCGUUAACACCCAGGUCGUUGGUUUUAAUGGUAAACCUGUAAAAAAUCUUAAGAGCUUGGCCGCAAUGGUAGAGAGCUGUGAUGACGAGUAUCUGAAAUUUGAUUUAGAUUAUGAGCAGAUAGUGGUUCUUCGCACGAAAACUGCAAAAGCUGCCACGCUAGAUAUUCUUGCAACACACUGCAUUCCAUCAGCAAUGUCUGACGAUCUCAAGUCAUAGUCUUGUACAUUCUGCAUCUAGGUUGCUGCGUUUUCAUGAAUAUUUUGGUUAAAAUAGAUGCAGAUGUGUAAGCUUGACUUAAAUUUUUGUUAGAUUGAUUCCCUACAUGUUACCGGGAGCCGCAGAAUGUUUUAUUUUUAUGUACUAAUGCUUUUUGGGGAUGAUGAGUCCAGUUUUUGAAAGGGAUGAUAGAUAGCUAAGUAGGAUUUACGCUUGUCUUCCGGUAUAAUUACUGUAUUAUUUUUAAUUAUGAGGGCACUGAGCAACGUGGAAGAAUUUUCAUUACUCUCA
This is a messenger RNA of Medicago truncatula (barrel medic), 2237 nucleotides long. Its product is annotated as protease Do-like 9. The transcript has 9 exons. Lineage: Eukaryota; Viridiplantae; Streptophyta; Magnoliopsida; Fabales; Fabaceae. The coding region runs from base 174 to 1946 and encodes 590 amino acids. Gene Ontology annotation, molecular function: serine-type endopeptidase activity; protein binding. Gene Ontology annotation, biological process: proteolysis. The record is from RefSeq and is a predicted model, not a curated record.